Musca vetustissima is the source of this 789-nucleotide messenger RNA. RefSeq lists its product as uncharacterized. Lineage: Eukaryota; Metazoa; Arthropoda; Insecta; Diptera; Muscidae. The record is from RefSeq and is a predicted model, not a curated record. Gene Ontology annotation, molecular function: DNA-binding transcription factor activity, RNA polymerase II-specific; RNA polymerase II cis-regulatory region sequence-specific DNA binding. The transcript has 2 exons. Bases 1 to 789 code for a protein of 262 amino acids. Gene Ontology annotation, biological process: chromatin remodeling; regulation of transcription by RNA polymerase II.
AUGGAACACAGUAUGGGCACUGAAGCGCUGGUCGCAGUUGCAGCAGCAGCUGCCGCUGCUGCUUUUCAAGCCGCCUCAACUGCGGGCAAUGCCAGUUUGUCAUAUUCGGAAUUUGCGAAUGAAAGGACACGUAAGCGCACCACUUUUGAUCCCGAUGUCGAAUUGCCGCAGCUUCAGCAAUGGUUUCAGGAGAAUCCCCAUCCAACGAGGCAGCAGAUGCAGGCCUAUGUGAUGCAGCUGAAUGCCUUGGGAUCGCGCCGUGGCUCCAAGCCAUUGGAUUUAAAAAAUGUGAUAUACUGGUUCAAAAAUGCCCGGGCCGCCCUGAAACGUGCUGAAAUGCGUGGUGGAUUUGAUGGCACGCAGGGUGGUGACAGCUGUGUAAGUGGCUGCAGUGGUGGUGACAGCAGUGGUGGUGACAGCAAUGUAGGUGGCUGCAGUGGAGGUGACAGCGGUGUAGGUGGCUGCAGUGGUGGUUGCAGCAGUAGUGGUGGCAGCGCUGCAGGAAUGCAGGCAAAUUCAACUAUGUAUGGCGAUGACUUGACGGAUUUUUCAAAUGAAGAACGACGCAAACGGGAUCGUACAUUGUUCGAUCCCGUUACUGAGGUGCCAAAGAUGGAACAUUGGUUUGCUAUUAAUGCACAUCCAUCUCAUAGUCUCAUUUUAAAAUAUACCGACGAUUUGAAUAAAAUGCCCUAUAGACAAAAGUUUCCACACUUGCAAACCAAAAAUGUACAAUUAUGGUUUAAAAACCACCGGGCUAAAUGCAAACGUCAAAAUUUGUCGCUGUAA